AUGGCGAAGCCUAAAUUGACAAGACCAGAUGCAUCAAUGUUGGGUAGACUGGCAAAGUCAGACAGUUCACCACAUGUCCCCGAGCCGAGCUCAGGAGAUACAGACCCCUCACAACCAAACCAUCUCUUGGGAACUGAACCCUGGAUUAGUAGUCCGGAGCCUCCAUAUACAGUUUUCUCCUACUCGGAAAAGGUCGGAAUUAUUAUCUUGGUGUCAUUCUUAGCGAUGAUAUCCCCCUUGUCCAGUACGGUAUUUCUUCCAGCGAUUCCUUCCAUCGCCAAGGAUAUGGAUGUAUCUAUCUCUCUUGUAAACCUAACAGUUACAACAUACCUGAUCUUUCAAGGAAUCACACCCUCGUUUAUCGGAAAUUUCUCAGAUACUUAUGGUCGUAGGCCAGCAUACAUGAUUUGCUGUGCUAUCUAUCUCGCGGCCAACGUCGGUCUCGCUUUGCAGAAUAGUUACGUCGCCCUAAUUAUUCUGCGGUGCCUCCAGAGUGCUGGAAGCAGUGCAACUAUAGCACUUGGUAGUGCGACAUCCGCCGAUAUGGUGACCCGAGCAGAGCGCGGGAAAUAUCUUGGCUACGCCUCUAUGGGAGUCACCCUCGGCCCUGCCCUUGGACCUGUGAUAGGUGGACUUCUUGAUCACUAUCUUGGCUGGAGGUCUAUCUUUUGGUUCCUCACCAUCUUUUCAGCUGCACUCUUUCUCAUCAUAUUUAUUUUUCUCCCAGAGACUUGCCAAAACGUUGUUGGCAAUGGAGGUAUUACUCCACCAUGGUGGAACAUGUCGCUUAUGGGAUAUCUCAAGCAACGAAAGCAGGAACAUGUCGAACCCUUAGUCCAACAACCCAGUCGCAAACGACCGAACCCAUUCGCUUCACUAAAGAUCCUGUUCGAAAAAGAAACCGGCCUUAUCCUAGGCUUCAGUGCUCUAAUGUAUGGUGGCUACUACAUGGUGCUGUCAACGCUCUCAGCUCAGUUGACUUCACGGUUCAAUUACUCGUCCGUCGUGGUCGGACUAUGCUAUCUACCCAUGGGGAUCGGAAGCAUAUGCUAUCGAUACACAGCUGGCCUCGUCAUGGACUGGAACUUCCGACGACAUGCCCAGAGGCACGGUAUAGAAAUUGUCAAGAACCAACAGCAAGACCUCAAACUGCUUCCUAUUGAGAGAAUGAGAAUUGAGAUAUCCCUGCCAUUUGUAUACAUGGCCUGCGCCACGAUCAUCAUUUAUGGUUGGGUCAUGAAUCAGAAACUGGCGCUUGCAGGAAUCGAGGUUCCCUUAUUCUUCCUUGCGUUGUCUAUUUCUGGUGCGAUGAACAACUUGAACACCCUCAUCGUUGAUCUUAACACUCGUUCUGCAGCGACGGCCGUGGCAGCGAAUAAUCUCGCCAGAUGCUUGGUCGGAGCAGGGGCUGUGGCAGUUGCUGAUCCCAUGAUCAACGAAUGGGGCUUGGGGUGGACUUCGGUCUUUGUCUCCGGAGUGUGGGUGAUCUUCAGCAUUCUUCUUUGGGUAGUUAUGUGGAAAGGGCAUAAUUGGAGGAUGGAAAAGCAGGAGGAACGGGAUAAUGAUAGCUGCUGA
Messenger RNA from Fusarium verticillioides 7600, 1575 nucleotides. RefSeq lists its product as hypothetical. Lineage: Eukaryota; Fungi; Ascomycota; Sordariomycetes; Hypocreales; Nectriaceae. Gene Ontology annotation, biological process: transmembrane transport. Gene Ontology annotation, molecular function: transmembrane transporter activity. The coding region runs from base 1 to 1575 and encodes 524 amino acids. The record is from RefSeq and is a predicted model, not a curated record. The transcript is spliced from 2 exons.